Rana temporaria (common frog) is the source of this 3147-nucleotide messenger RNA. It is a transcript of the gene RXFP3, whose product is annotated as relaxin family peptide receptor 3. The record is from RefSeq and is a predicted model, not a curated record. Lineage: Eukaryota; Metazoa; Chordata; Amphibia; Anura; Ranidae. Gene Ontology annotation, biological process: immune response; G protein-coupled receptor signaling pathway. Gene Ontology annotation, cellular component: membrane. Gene Ontology annotation, molecular function: G protein-coupled receptor activity. Bases 1716 to 2990 code for a protein of 424 amino acids. The transcript is spliced from 2 exons.
GGGCUCAGUGUGAAAUAUAAGUUGGAGGCAUGCACAACUCAGGACCUGUAUGCACAGAGCUAUACACAUUCAUGCUGCUCUGUACCUGCACUGCUGAGCUCUACAAGGGAACACACCAGUUUGCUGAAGGCUGCAGCAGCUCUGAUCCUCUAGGAGUAUUUGAAGCUCAGAGAAGCAGGAACAUAGAACAGAUUGACUUCUCAGCAUCUCCAAGCUUCUUAUGCAACCUUUACCUUGGGAUAUUUGAUGGACAUGGUGGUCUCCAGAUUCUUUAAUUCUGACUUCACUUACAAGCAGUGGUCUCCAUAUACUUUAAUUCUGACUUCACUUACAAGCAGUGGUCUCCAUAUACUUUAAUUCUGACUUCACUUACAAGCAGUGGUCUCCAGAUACUUUAAUUCUGACUUCACUUACAAGCAGUGGUCUCCAUAUACUUUAAUUCUGACUUCACUUACAAGCAGUGGUCUCCAGAUACUCAGAUUCUGACUUCACUUACAAGCAGUGGUCUCCAGAUUCUAUAAUUCUGACUUCACUUACAAGCAGUGGUCUCCAGAUUCUAUAAUUGUUACUUCACUUACAAGCAGUGGUCUCCAGAUACUCUGAUUCUGAUUUCACUUACAAGCAGUGGUCUCCAGAUACUCAGAUUCUGACUUCACUUACAAGCAGUGGUCUCCAGAUACUUUAAUUCUGACUUCACUUACAAGCAGUGGUCUCCAGAUACUCAGAUUCUGACUUCACUUACAAGCAGUGGUCUCCAGAUAUUAAUUCUGACUUCACUUACAAGCAGUGGUCUCCAGAUUCUAUAAUUCUGACUUCACUUACAAGCAGUGGUCUCCAGAUACUUUAAUUCUGACUUCAUUUAUAAGCAGUGGUCUCCAGAUACUCAGAUUCUGACUUCACUUACAAGCAGUGGUCUCCACUCCAGAUACAUUAAUUCUGACUUCACUUACAUGCAUUGGUCUCCAGAUACUUUAAUUCUGACUUCACUUACAAGCAGUGGUCUCCAGAUAUAAAUUCUGACUUCACUUACAAGCAGUGGUCUCCAGAUACUUUAAUUCUGACUUCACUUACAAGCAGUGGUCUCCAGAUACUUUAAUUCUGACACCUUUUUCAAGCAUUGGUCAACAGAUACUUUGAUUUUGGAAGAUGGUUGCGGUGCAAUGGACUGUCUGGAGCUUAUAGAAGCUGGGGAUUUUAAAGUAGACACUUCUAAUUUAUUGCAACUUUUAUAUCCAAGUCGUGAUUGAAAGCAGAAUAAGAAGCUUUCUUCUUUCAUGUUGGAUCUUCAGCCUGCAGAAGUAGGGGAUGUGAAACUACCCUGUGCCAGUUCUAUGCACCCUCUUUUGGAUUUUGCUUAUAGGGGCACUGACUGACCUUAAAGACAAGCCAUUCCUUUGAUGCUUAGGUGAUUCUUGCUGAUUUUGGUCAUCUUGGAUUGCAUCAAGGCUACAGAAGCCAGCUAUAUCAACAUGAAUGGUUCAACCUGCCUACCUAAGUCUGGGUGUAUUUAGUAAUAAAGGGCAAGGUUUAAGGGUGCUACAUCUUUAAGACUGUUGAAGUACUGAGCACAUUGGACUGUCUAAAGUCUGCAGAACCAGGAGAUCUAAAAACAGGCGACUCUAAUUCAUUUCAGCUUGGAAGCAAAGAGUAUGGGGAAGCAAACUGAUCUUUAAAUUGCUUAAUCCCUCCGAGGAGCCCAAGUUCAGUAUCAUGGCAUGGGGGUCAGAUGUAACCUCACCUCGUGUUCGUUAGCAGCCAUCAUGCAGGAGGCAGAGCAGAGCGAUCUUCUGGGGAUGUUUCCAUUCUUCUUUGAGGAGAAGCAGCUUAACAGGACCAAUGAGACCCUACAGGACCUCCUGAGAAGUUUCAGCUUUGAGAAAUCAGACAAAGUAGGAGACAGCUCCGCCAUAGUAAGGAUUAUGAUCUCCAUAGUGUACUCCGUGGUUUGUGCCCUGGGACUGGUGGGCAAUGUGCUGGUACUGUAUCUCAUGAAGGCCAAGCAAGGCUGGAAAAAGUCAUCUAUCAAUCUUUUUGUGACCAGCCUGGCAGUGACCGAUUUCCAGUUUGUGCUUACUCUGCCUUUCUGGGCUGUAGAGAAUGCUUUGGAUUUUAGCUGGCUCUUUGGCAAAGCCAUGUGUAAAAUAGUGUCCUAUGUUACUGCCAUGAACAUGUAUGCCAGUGUCUUUUUCCUCACAGCCAUGAGUGUGGCCAGAUACUACUCAGUGGCUUCAGCCCUUAAGUCAAAACGAAGAACUAUAAGCUGCUCUGCCAAGUGGGUAAGUGUCCUUAUCUGGGUUUCUGCCAUUGUAGCAUCUUUGCCACACGCUAUCUUCUCCACCACAGCCACUGUAUCCAGUGAGGUCCUCUGUUUGGUCAAGUUUCCAGUUAACAUGGGUAAUGCCCAGUUUUGGCUGGGACUCUAUCAUGCUCAGAAGGUUCUGCUGGGAUUUGUCAUCCCCUUAUUCAUCAUCACCAUUUGUUACCUUCUUCUGGUUCGUUUCAUCACUGAUAGAAACGUGAGCACCUCGAGCACCAAGAGGAGGUCUAAAGUCACUAAAUCUGUGACUAUUGUUGUACUGUCUUUCUUCUUGUGUUGGCUUCCAAACCAAGCCUUGACGACCUGGGGUAUCCUUAUCAAACUGAAUGUAGUGCAAUUUAGCUAUGAGUACUUUACCACUCAGGCUUAUAUUUUUCCCAUCACUGUCUGCUUGGCUCACUCAAACAGUUGCCUAAAUCCCAUUCUGUAUUGUUUAAUGCGCAGAGAGUUCCGCAAAGCAUUAAAGAACCUCUUUUGGAGGAUGACCUCCCCUUCUCUGACUAACAUGCGACCAUUUACAGCCACCACCAAACCAGAGCAAGAUGAGCAAGGACAUGGCAUGGUCCCCCUCAAUCCCGUAGAGCCUGAUGUCGUCUGUUACCCUCCUGGAGCUGUCAUCUACAAUGGCAGAUACGAUCUUCUGCCCAACAGUUCAACAGAACAGCGAUAUUAACUAUGAGCACCAAACUCCCAAGGAGGUUGAUCCACGAGGGCUGCCGCUCUACGUUCCGUCCUUGUACUGUAGCUGACAAUGUACAGUGUAUGUAAGAUCUCUAAGAAUUUUAUUAUAGAACCUAUGAUUUUUAUAUAUUAAAUAUUAUUUAAGAGAA